AUGGGAUAUAAACGAUUGGUUAUCAAUCGUGUCAGUGAUGCCAUCAAGGAAGAGAUGAGACGAAGACAUGAAUUGCAAUUCGUCUGGAAGACCAGUCCGUCACAUGGCAAGAGUAGCAACAUAUUCACACAUGUACUACCUUAUCACUACUCAUGGCCUGAUGUAAUGAAGGGCUAUGACUAUCGUCAAUUACCAAACAUGGGCAGCAAUGUCUAUCAAUCAUUGGUUCAAACUGGAAGAAGUUACCAACAACUAUUCGGUGGUGCCCCGCAUGUCAUGGUACCAAUGGGUGAUGACUUCACCUACGACUCACUCACUCCAUUCGACUUUAUCGACAUGGCAAUCGCCGUUGCAAAGACGCAACAAGCAAGUACUAAUGUUGUGUUGAGGUAUAGUACUCUGAAUGAAUACUUUGGAGAGUUGGAUGCUUGGUCAGCUCUGAAUGGUAGUGCAUACAAACAGUUCACAGGAGACUUUUAUCCAUAUGGAAGACCUGGUGAUUGGUGGACUGGAUACUUCACCACAAGACCUGAACUCAAAGGAUACUCACGUUUGGCCAUCGGAGAUUAUCGCACUGCUCAAGUAUUCUCAACCUAUGGCGAACAAGUUGAUGGAAUGGGUAGGAGCAAAGACAUGAUCGAGGCUAUUAGAGAUAUAUCGAUAUGCCAACAUCAUGAUGCAAUCACCGGUACUUCAAAGCCUUAUGUUAUGGAUGAUUAUAUUUCCAGAUUGGGAAAUGCAGUUGAUAAGUCAAGAUCUAGCAGCCAAGAUGAGUUGAGUAGACUUCUCCCAAAACAUCCAUCAGUGGCUUAUAAUCGUAAUACAAGGAUAUCAUUCAAUGAUUCAUCAUACGUUCCAGUUAUAAUCACUAACUCACUUGGAUGGGAUGUGACUGAUAUACAUUCUGUUCGUGUUGAUAUAUCACCAACAUCUGGAUGUCCUUAUUCAAUUUGGACGAGAUCAAACAAUGAGAUUGACUUUGAUUGUGUGUUGGAUGUAGAGUCCAGCUCUUUGGAACUGGUGUUCACACUACGUAUCAGUCCUCAAGCUUCAUUCAAUGUAUUCAUCAGUAAUGUGCCUUCAAUCAAGUUCAAACCACAGUUGAUUGUCCCAACUGAUGCUCCUAGCAAUGCCAAUCUCAUGCAGUUCAAGAACAAGUACAUCAAGUUGAACUUUGGCCUCACAACCAAGAUGUUGCAAUCAAUUGAGACACAGGGUGUCAUUCAAGAGGUGAUACACUCAAUCACUCAUUAUGCAGACACUGGUGGUGUCUAUUCAUUCUACAACAUUGAUCGAGCUGUCAAUGCCAACAACAUCAGUAUUCCUGGCCAGCCAAAGGUAUCAAUCGGAAGAUUCAGGAGCACAUACCAAGUUGAUCUGGUCAUUGGAGAGUCAACGUAUCCUUCAAAAAAGGCUCCCCCAGUAAUCAAGAUCAAGUACACAAUCAAGAGAACUGGUUUACAAGAUGUUGAUUCAAAGAUUGGAUUCUCCUAUGUGCUCAGAGGUGAGCCAGAGUUGAUCACUGUUGCCAGGUUCCAAGUCAGUGCAAUCACACCCACCAGACUCUUUGUUGACAACAGCAUGGUAUCAAGCUCCAGACCUACAAUGGAUACAGGGGAUCUACCAUCAUUUGUGAAUGCAGCAGUAUCCUUUGCUGGAAUAUCAAACAAUCAAUUAUCAUUCAUAUGCAAUAUUGAUAGGACUCGAGGUGCGGUUGGCAAGGUUGGCGCUUUGGAACUAUCACUACAUCGUUGUCCUAUUCAUGGAGAUAACAAGGGAAUGGAUGACAGAUUCAUCAAUGAUAGAUUAAUUGAGGUGAAUGAUCAGUGUUACCUUAGCACUGGUACAAUCACUCCAUCAACAAUCAAACGAAACUCAUUGAUAUUCGAGAAUGGAUUCAAAUCCUUCAUAUCCUCUGGCAACUAUAAUAGUGGUUCAAUGGAUUCAUUCCCCAAGCUCUACUCCAAGAUCAACUUGGUACAUUUGUUGACCUUGACAAGCGAACAACCAAGAACAUACUUGGUUAGAUUGAUGAGUAUCGACGAUGUAUCAUCAAUCACAGUGGAUAUAGGAUUGGUGGCCCGUGGAAAUGGGUUUACCAUUGAAGAGAUCAACCUUGAUGGAUACUCCCCUUCAAAGGCCAAUGUCAAUUCCAAUCCAAUCUACAAGAUAGAUUCAAAGAGAAUACUAACUGGCACCGUUGGUAUCACUGACAAGGAUCCAGUCAGCUCAGUCAGCUCCAAGCAAUGUAUCCUAGGACCAUUGGAGAUCAAGACAUUCAUCAUUAGAACAAACUCUAAAUAA
Acytostelium subglobosum LB1 is the source of this 2304-nucleotide messenger RNA. RefSeq lists its product as hypothetical. Gene Ontology annotation, molecular function: alpha-mannosidase activity; carbohydrate binding. The record is from RefSeq and is a predicted model, not a curated record. The transcript is spliced from 6 exons. Bases 1 to 2304 code for a protein of 767 amino acids. Gene Ontology annotation, cellular component: lysosome. Lineage: Eukaryota; Evosea; Eumycetozoa; Acytosteliales; Acytosteliaceae. Gene Ontology annotation, biological process: mannose metabolic process.